This is a messenger RNA of Lodderomyces beijingensis, 762 nucleotides long. The record is from the annotation of a GenBank genome assembly. NCBI's taxonomy places the organism in Eukaryota, Fungi, Ascomycota, Pichiomycetes, Serinales, Debaryomycetaceae.
AUGGAGGCACUUGACGAGAUUCAAUGGAAGUCUCCCGAAUUCAUCCAGGAACGGGGUCUCAACACUCAAAAUGUGCUCGAGUAUUUUUCACUUUCGCCAUUUUACGACCGUACUUCAAACAACCAAGUGCUCAUGAUGCAGUUCCAGUAUCAGCAAAUUCAAAUCCCGCACAAUGUCUCGUUUCACCAAUACUUCCAGUCGCGACUAGCAGAAAUGACCGGUGUCGAAUUCAUCAUUGCCUAUGUGAGAGAGCCCGAUUUCUGGGUUGUUCGAAAACAGCGAAGGUACAACCCCAACAGCACGAGAGCGAUCCAGGAUUACUAUAUAGUUGGCGCCAACGUCUACCAAGCACCCAAGAUCUUUGACGUGCUCCUGUCGCGGAUCCUCGCGAGCGUGUUGGCGUUGAAGAGAUCGGCAAAGACAUUGAAUGAAAUGACCAGCUACCACAUCUCCGACGGCGGGCAUUCCUUUAACAACUCGGUGCAUGGCAAGGACAGAACCGCCGCCGCCACGACUGCGGGUCUGGGCCACUCCAACACGGAAACCCCGAUUCUGUUGGGGGAUACGCCAAUCGUCGAGAGCACAGCGGGAUUGGUGCCAAACACGUUGCACCCUCAAAGCGGGAUCUCCAGCGGUGCUUUCGAUGCCCUUCUCACUGAAGUGACUAACGAAACCUCGGAUGAGAUCUAUUUGGAUGAUAUACCACUUUAUGGUCCAGGAAGCACUGUUGAGCUUCUCGGGGUGCAAACUAACAACACAUGA